GAGAGCGCAUCUGCCUUUUUUUACCGUCUCCGAUCCGGCUUCCCUUCGCUGUGAGCCUUGGCUGAGUUUCUCCAGAAGUCCAAGAGUUUGCAGGGAAAUCUUACACGGAUGGAGAUCUAGACGUUGUUAUUGGAGGCGUGCAUGGCGACCUGCAAAACUUCAUCAGGUUCGGAGUUAUGGGAAAGGGAGAUCCCGUGGUCCCAUGUUCCACUGCCGCCCACCCACCGUACAUGUACGGGCCAGGCAGGGGAGAAAGCAAAGAUCCCUCUCCUCCUCUUCUUUAGGCUGGGAGAAGCGACCUGUCGAAGUCGCCCCUGCUUGCUUUGCAUGCAAGUCUGCAACUCCGUGUGCAAGAAAUUGGAUAUAAGAUAUAUAAGUUGGACAUCUUUCCUGAUUCCUCUUCAGUCCAGAGUGUCUUAUAUGGGAAGAGGGCUGACUGGCCUUCAGGUGUUGGCAAGACCGCUUCUGAUUAAAAAAACCUGAGGAGAUCCAUUCAUCCGUUUUGGAGCUGGAUUAGAGACCAAAGAGAAAAUGGAAGGACAAAACCCACCAAAUGCAGGAGUUGGAAAAGGCCCUCCAGCUACUCAGCUUUUGAGCUGUGCAAAGAAUGGGGCAAGUCCUGGCCAGAAGAGCCAUACAGAGGAAGCCAACAGUUCAAAUAUCCAAUAUUGUCACUUCAGAAUGGUGCCAUUCCAGGAUGGGAAGAGUCCCCGAGAUGUUUGCACUCAGCUUCACCGCCUUUGCGGUCAAUGGCUGAAGCCGGAAAGACACACAAAGGCUCAGAUGCUGGACUUGGUGCUCCUGGAGCAGUUCUUGACUGUCCUUCCCCCAGAGAUGGAGAAAUGGGUGCGGGAGUGUGGAGCAGAGACCAGUUCCCAGGCGGUGUCCCUGGCCGAAGGCUUCUUGCUGACUCAGGAGGAGGAAAAGAGGCAAGAAGAGUUGCAGAAAUCCUUGGAAGCUGUGACUGAGUAUUCCUUGGGGAGGAAAGAUUCGUUCAGAUCUUCUCAAGAGCUGCUCUUCAGGGACACCACUCCAGAGAGUAGAAAGCUGUCCUUGGAAAUUUUAGAAUCUCCUCCUCUUUGUGGUGGGGCUGAAGGAUUGGCUGAACCACUACUUCAGGAUGUUGUGUCUUUUGAGGAAGUGGCCGUGUAUUUCUCCAAAGAGGAGUGGUCUCAACUGGAUGCUGACCAAAAAACACUCCAUGGAGAAGUCAUGUUGGAGAAUUCCAGGAAUCUGGCUUCUCUGGGCUUUAAGGGGCAAGAGAAUAAGAAUUGCAAGGAGGAACACCAAGCGAUCCAUUUGAAAGUGGGGGAAAGGAAAUUUGCAGAUCAGAUGCAACCAAAGAGGGAUGAAACAAAGCAAUCACAAAGUGGAAUUAAAAAAGGCUUUCCUCAGGUCAGUUGGCUUCCUAACCGUACAAACAUUGUUAUGGGAGAAAGACCAUAUCAAUGCAUGGAAUCUGGAAAGAGCUUUAAUAAAUCUAAUCAUCUCAUUUCUCAUAAAAAGACACAUUCAGAAGUGAAACCAUACACCUGCAUGGAGUGUGGAAAGACCUUUCGUACUAAUGACUCUCUUAGAACUCACAAAAGGAAUCACAAAGGAGAAUUUUACAAAUGCUUGGAGUGUGGAAAGAACUUUACUCGUAAAAGUAAUCUUAAUUCCCAUAAGAGGAUCCACACAGAAGGGAAACCAUAUCAGUGCAUGGACUGUGGAAAGAGCUUUAGUAGAAAAUAUGCUCUGAUUCACCAUAAAACUAUCCAUACAGAGAAGAAGCCAUAUCAAUGCAUGGAAUGCGGAAAAACCUUCUGUUAUUAUGAAUCUCUUACAAAACAUGAAAGGAAUCACCAAGGAGAAAGACCUUAUAAAUGCAUAGAGUGUGGAAAGACAUUUACUUCCAGUAGUAGUCUCAAUUUACAUAUGAGGACCCACACAGGAGAGAAACCAUAUCAAUGCAUAGAAUGUGGAAAGUCAUUUACUUGCAGUAGUAGUCUCCAUUCACAUAUGAAGAUGCACACAGGAGAGAAGCCAUAUAAAUGUGUGGAAUGUGGAAAGGGCUUUAAGUGGAAUUCUAGUCUUACCUCCCACAAAAGGAUCCACACAGGAGAGAAACCAUAUCAAUGUAAGGAGUGUGGAAAGAGUUUUGCUCGUAACAGUCAUCUUAGUUCGCACAAGAGGAUCCACACAGGUGAGAAGCCAUAUCAGUGCAUGGAGUGUGAAAAGACUUUUCAUUCUAGCAGUAAUCUGAAUUCCCAUAAACGGAAUUGUGCAGGAGAAAAACCAUAUAAAAGUGUGCAAUGUGGAGAGGGCUUUAAAAAUACUUGUAAUCUCACUUUCUAUGAAAGAACCCAUCCUGCGGGGGGCAGAUGCGUCCCAGACAUUGAGCAACACAUUGUUGGGGUGGCUACACCAAGAGGAGUUGGGGAGGUGGAGGAUGAAGCAAGACAGCCAGAAAGACACACCAAGGCUCAGAUGCUGGACCUGGUACUCCUGGAGCAGUUCCUGGCUGUUCUUCCCCCAGAGAUGGAGAAAUGGGAGUCGGAAAAGAUGCAGAAAUCCUUGGAAGCUAUGACUGAGUAUCCCAAGGGGAGGAAGGAUUCAUUCAAAUCUUCUCAGGAGCUGCUGUUCAGGGAGACCUUAUGCAAAGAUCAAAGUCAGGACAUCACUCCAGAGAGUAGAAAGAUGUCCUUGGAAUUUUUUGAAUCACUUCAUCGUUGUGGUGGAGCUGAAGGAUUGGCUGAGCCGCUACUUCAGGAUGUUGUGUCUUUUGAGGAAGUGGCUGUGUAUUUCUCCAAGGAGGAAUGGUCUCAACUGGAUGCUGACCAAAAAGCGCUCCAUGAAGAAGUCAUGCUGGACAAUUCCAGGAAUCUGUUUUCUCUGGGCUAUAAUGGACAGAAGAAUAAGAAUUGCAAGGAGGAAUGCCAAGCAAUCCAUUUGAAAGAGGGGAAAGGGAAGCGAUAUCAAUGCAUGGAGUGUGGAAAGACGUUUACUCAUAGCAGUAGUCUCCAUUCCCAUAAGAGGAUCCACAGAGGAGAGAAGCCAUAUCAAUGUGUGGAGUGUGGAAAGACCUUUAGUAGGAAAAACGUUCUGAUUCAGCAUAAAACUAUCCAUUCAGAGGAGAAGUUAUAUCAAUGCAUAGAAUGUGGAAAGUCCUUCUCUUACUAUAGCUCUUUCAUAAUCCAUCGAAGGAAUCACAAAGGAGAAAGACCUUAUAAAUGCACGGAGUGUGGAAAGACCUUUACUUGUAGGAGUAGUCUCAAUUCCCAUAAGAGGAUCCAUACAGGAGAGAAACCAUAUCAAUGCAUGGAAUGUGGAAAGACCUUUCCCUGUAGCAGUCGUCUUAAUUCCUAUAAGAGGAUCCACACAGGAGAGAAGCCAUAUCAAUGCAAGGAAUGUGGAAAGACCUUCUCUUAUUAUAGUUCUCUUACAAUCCAUCAUAGGAAUCACAAAGGAGAAAGACCAUAUCAAUGCAUGGAGUGUGGAAAGGGUUUUAGCAGUAGUAGUCAUCUUAAUUCCCAUAAGAGGAUCCACACAGGAGAGAAACCCUAUCGAUGCAUGGAGUGUGGAAAGAGCUUCUGUUAUUCUAAGUCUUUUGUAAGGCAUCAAAUGAAUCACAAAGGAGAAAGACCUUAUAAGUGCAUGGUGUGUGGAAAGAGCUUUACUUGUACCAGUCAUCUUAAGACUCAUCAGAUGAUCCACAUAAUAGAGAAGCCAUAUCAUUGUGUGGAGUGUGGAAAGACCUUCUGUUACAAUCGUUCUCUUAUACUCCAUCAAAGGAUUCACAAAGGAGAAAGACCAUAUCAAUGCAUGGAGUGUGGAAAGACCUUUACUUGGAGUAGUAAUCUCAAUUCACAUAAGAGGAUGCACACUGAAGAGAAACCAUAUCAAUGUAAGGACUGUGGAAAGAUCCUUACUUCUACCAGCAGUCUUAAUUCCCACAAGAAGACCCACACAGGAGAGAAGCCAUAUCAAUGUAUGGAGUGUGGACUUCCCAGAACAGAAUACAGGGUAUUGUAACUAACAAACAUAAUCUAAAAUAUAACAUAAAACAUAUUCCAUUUCACACCAUCACACUAUCAAUUCCCUUCUUUCUUAAACUAAUACAUAAUAAUUCCUAACUUCACUCAAAAACUAAUUGAUAUUUUUUAAUCUGAUACU
Messenger RNA from Ahaetulla prasina, 4155 nucleotides. Its product is annotated as zinc finger protein 14-like. The transcript has 13 exons. Gene Ontology annotation, molecular function: DNA-binding transcription factor activity; RNA polymerase II cis-regulatory region sequence-specific DNA binding. Bases 532 to 4014 code for a protein of 1160 amino acids. Lineage: Eukaryota; Metazoa; Chordata; Lepidosauria; Squamata; Colubridae. The record is from RefSeq and is a predicted model, not a curated record. Gene Ontology annotation, biological process: regulation of transcription by RNA polymerase II.